Messenger RNA from Naegleria fowleri, 2040 nucleotides. RefSeq lists its product as uncharacterized. Lineage: Eukaryota; Heterolobosea; Eutetramitea; Acrasida; Naegleriidae. Gene Ontology annotation, molecular function: beta-N-acetylhexosaminidase activity. The transcript is spliced from 2 exons. Gene Ontology annotation, cellular component: membrane. The record is from RefSeq and is a predicted model, not a curated record. Gene Ontology annotation, biological process: glycosaminoglycan metabolic process; ganglioside catabolic process; carbohydrate metabolic process. Bases 1 to 2040 code for a protein of 679 amino acids.
AUGUCUGUUGUGAGGACUCUCUUGUUAUCCAUUCUUGUCAUACUUUCUCUUCAUCAAGAGACACCACACAAUCAUCAUCAUCAUUAUCACCAUCACUAUUUCUCCAUAAUAGGUCGAGUAAAGGCUCAAACCAAUGUAAACUCGAAUACUUUCAUUGACAAAUAUUUAAUUCCUCGUCCAAAAGAAGUCACAUGGGAGGAAACAGCCACUAAAUUAUUGAGUUUCUAUAAAUUAAAUUUUGUACUUUAUGUGAAAGGUACCAAAGUCGAUCGAACGCAAUUUCCAGUGGUGGACACGGCUUUGAAACGAUAUGAAGCAUGGAUGUUUAAAUUAUUUGAAACAAAAGGAAGUCCAACAAAUUAUGAUUCCGAUUUUUUAUUUUACAACGAAGAUGUUGUGAUACAAAUUACUGAAGAUGUGACGUAUCCUGUUUUAGAUGUUUUAAACAUUGAUGAAUCCUAUGAAUUGACAAUUAGAACAAGAGGAAUUGUGAUAAAAUCAACUUCUCAAUUUGGAUUUUUGAGAGCAUUAGAAACAUUUUCACAAAUGAUUCGAAGAAAUAUCAAUGACCAAUUUUUCUUUAUUCCAAACACUCCAAUUUACAUCAAAGACUCUCCUAGAUUUAAACAUAGAGGUUUAAUGAUUGAUGUUGCUAGAAAUUAUAUUUAUCCAGAAACCAUCAAGGAAAUUAUUGACCUCAUGUCAUUUGACAAGUUAAACGUUUUGCAUAUUCACUUCACAGAUGCCCAAUCAUUUCCCUAUCAAAUGUAUGGAUCUUUUUCUGAUUUGAGUGACAAAGGAAGUUUCUCAAAAGAAUUAGUCUAUUCCAAAGAGGAUAUUGCUUCACUCAUUGAAUAUGCUUAUUUUAGAGGAAUUCAAAUCAUUCCAGAAUUUGACAUGCCAGGUCAUACCAAAUCCUUUUCAUUUGCCUAUCCAGAAGUUGUAUCUUCAUGUCCAAAGAGACUCGCAACAAAUGUGAAUAAUUAUCCAUUGAAUGUUGCAGAAUCCACUACAUUUGAUAUCAUUGAAGCAAUUUUGGGACAAUGGCAAUCCAAGGACACUUUAAUGGAAAAGACCAAAAUUUCAAAUUCCAUUCUACUUUCGAUCAUGCAUUUGGGUGGAGAUGAAGUCACAAAAGCAUGCUGGACCGAUGAGAAUCCAAUUAUUUUUAACUUUUUCAAUGCCAUGCAAAAUCAAACACAAUUUGGCAAGAUUCAAAAUGGUUAUGACAUUUGGGGUUAUUUCCAAGCCAUGAUUGCUUCUAAACCAAAUUAUCAAAAAUUGACGACCACUAUUUUCUGGGAAGAUUCAUUCUUAAGCAUGGCUCAACAAACCACUCUAUUCAAACCAGAUCCCUCAAAAUCAAUUUGUCAAAUUUGGAGAGAUCCAGCAAAUAUUCGUAACUGUGUCUCUCAAGGUUACAAAACUAUUCUCUCUGCAGGAUAUUAUUUAGAUAUGAUUAACAAUCCUAUUGGAUUUUCACCAAAUCCAAAUCCACCACCCUAUACUUUUGUGGAUACUUGGAAAUCCAUGUAUUUAAUUGAUCCUUUUGAUCAAUUUGUGAAUGUAUCAUCUUCUCUUGAUUAUGUAAAUUCAAUUUUAGGAAUUGAGGCUGCCUUGUGGGCAGAGAAUGUUCACGAUGAAACAAUUAUUUCAACACUUUAUCCAAGAUUAACAGCAUUUGCAGAGAGAGCAUGGAGUGAUCGAUCUGUCAAAGAUCUUACAGAUGCAACAACUCGAUUAGUGAAUCAUCGAUGUCACACUCAAAUCAAAAGAGGAUUUAAAGACAUUCCUCCCAUCAAACCAAUUUAUUGUUCUUACCAAUACAUUUCUGAAGAACCAAAAGAGGAAAUUACUUGGGCCUAUGGAGCAGCAAUUGCCAUGUUUUGCAUUAAUGCAUUUUUAGUUUCAAUGGUGUUGGCCAUGAUGAUUGUCGUAUUUUGUGUCUACAAGAAAUAUGCUUCUUUGAAGAAGGCAUACAGAAAUGAUAUUUCCAUGUCCGAGGACAAGUUGAAUAGUUAUUAUGUAAGGGAAGAUUAA